Molecule: messenger RNA, 1809 nt
Organism: Penicillium taxi
Lineage: Eukaryota; Fungi; Ascomycota; Eurotiomycetes; Eurotiales; Aspergillaceae
Product: RING finger and CHY zinc finger domain-containing protein
Exons: 3
Biological process (GO): ubiquitin-dependent protein catabolic process; protein ubiquitination
Cellular component (GO): nucleus
Molecular function (GO): zinc ion binding; ubiquitin protein ligase activity
Source: RefSeq, a predicted model, not a curated record
CUGUGUACUGGUAUUCCACUUCCCACACGAUUAACAAAAGAGAUGGAUAUGCCGAGUAAUCAGGAUUCAGGAACCCCAAAUGGCGAGUCAACGAUACCUCGGGACGAACCACCACAUUCAGGCUUAGGGAACAGGGAGUCUGCUGAAAUACAAGCUCAUUCUUUCCGCAUGGAUGAGCUUGGGCAAAUUUCGCUGCCAGCAGACGAUGGAAUGGGGUGGCUCAGACGGAAAAUACACGCUAUUCGGGACCUUGAUCUCAGCAGCAAUGAGAAAGCACGGAUGAUCCACGAUUUGAUGACAGAGAGCUACAACUCCUUCAGACCUGCAUCGCUUCAUUCUUUGACCGCUAAAUCUCCUCCGUCAAGUCCUCCGGUCUUCCAUCAUGCUCCUGAAGCACAAAAGAUUUUAGACCCAAGCCCGACCAGCCCCACAUUAUCAUUAUCCACCCUACAAAAUGAGAGUCUGCUUUCGGUCACACCCGAAGACCAGCAACCUACAUAUGUUCCAGUGGUAGAGCCUGACUCCCCGGUGGUCGAGGCUCGAGAUGAAGAUCCUGAUACGGAAGAGUUAGAGGAGACAUCCCUAGGUUGUGAACACUACAUGCGAAACGUUAAACUUCAGUGUUAUACUUGCAAGAAGUGGCACACAUGUCGCUUCUGUCAUGAUGCAGUCGAGGAUCAUCCUCUGAUUCGCCGAGACACUGAACAUAUGCUAUGUAUGUUAUGUGGAUAUCCCCAGCCUGCUGCUCAGGAUUGCAAUCAAUGUGGCCGACAAAGUGCCCAGUAUUACUGUGACAUUUGCAAGCUCUGGGAUAAUGAUAGCAAUAAGAGUAUAUACCAUUGCAACGACUGCGGUAUUUGUCGGAUUGGACAGGGACUUGGGAAGGACUUCUUCCAUUGCAAGACAUGUUGUGUCUGUUUGCCUAUCUCAAUCGAGGACACUCAUCGGUGUAUCGAAAGAUCUACUCAGUGCGACUGCCCUAUAUGUGGAGAGUACAUGUUCACUUCUCCGGAAACAGUUGUUGUAAUGCGAUGUGGCCAUAGCAUUCAUCACAAGUGUCUUUCAGAGCACUCGAAAACUUCCUUCCGCUGUCCCAUAUGCAGUAAAACCAUCACCAACAUGGAAUCGACAUUUAGAAACCUAGAUCGCACUAUCGAAAGCCAACCUAUGCCCGGUGAAUUCAAAGACACCAAAGCCAUAAUUUACUGUAAUGACUGUGGUGCAAAGUCAGCUGUCAAGUAUCACUGGUUAGGCUUGAAAUGUGAUUUGUGCGAGUCCUACAACACAGCUCAGAUCAGACUGGUACAGGGAGAUGAAUCAGGAGUGCUAGAGGAAGAAGGAGUCCUUGAUCAUUCCCGACAGCGAUCAUCCUCUUUCACAGAAGAAACCACGUCUUCGGCAGCACUACAUCUAAGCACCAGCCCAGGCUCGCAAUCAACACUUGGAGUUCCGAUACCAACUGGCUCAGCCGGACGAUUCGUAUCUUACAAUAUGACUCAUGGCCGUGCAGUUUCACCAGUGGUCAGCAAUUACUUUGGUCUUCCCCCUGAUCGUGUAUCUGGGAAGUCUUCGUCGUUACCAUUUUUCGGUGGUAACGAAAAUGAGGUCGAAUAUGGUGCUUUGAACUACCUAAGCAAGAAGCUUCGGGACCGAUAUGGCUUUCUCGCAGGCGAGGCAGCAUUAGAUGAGGCGGCUUCAGAUAUUGAAGAGGAGGAAGAAGAAGGCACUCAAUCCUCAGGUUCUUCUGGGUCGGAGGCCGAAGAAGAAGGGGAUGAAGCAGAAUACAUGGACAUUUUCGGUCACACAUGA